CCUGGCAUGCCCAUCACAAUUGGAAAGCCUUUUGCCAACAAUUCCUACUACCUGCUGGACGAACAUCUUCAGCAUGUUCCGGUUGGUGGAACUGGUCAGCUCUACGUUGGCGGCAUUGGUGUCUCGCUUGGAUACAUCGGAAACGCCGGCCUGACGGCCAAGAAGUUCUUGCCAGAUCCAUUCAGCAAUGAAGCCGGGGCCAGGAUGUACGCCACCGGUGAUUUUGUCCGACGUCUCGACAAUAACGAUUUCGAAUUUGCGGGCAGAACUGACGAGCAAGUGAAGAUCAAUGGAUACCGAGUCGGGCUCAACGAAAUCACUACCUCGCUUCUUCGGGGGGCCGGCGUCGAGCUAGCUGCAGCAUUCGUCCACGAAAAUGUUCUGAUUGGAUGUGUGAGCCCUUCUAACGUCGACUUGGCAGCCAUCAAGAAGACUUUGAUAGGGUUCCUACCACACUAUGCAAUUCCUGGCAAAAUCUUUGCCAUUGACGAGUUCCCACAAACCUUCAACGGGAAAGCCGAC
Fimicolochytrium jonesii is the source of this 522-nucleotide messenger RNA. RefSeq lists its product as uncharacterized. Gene Ontology annotation, cellular component: cytoplasm. Gene Ontology annotation, molecular function: phosphopantetheine binding. NCBI's taxonomy places the organism in Eukaryota, Fungi, Chytridiomycota, Chytridiomycetes, Spizellomycetales, Powellomycetaceae. Gene Ontology annotation, biological process: secondary metabolite biosynthetic process; amino acid activation for nonribosomal peptide biosynthetic process. The annotation marks the transcript as partial. The record is from RefSeq and is a predicted model, not a curated record. The transcript has a single exon.